AUGGUUGUGAUUCUAGAGGUGAAAGAUGGUGGUGGUGGUUCUAUUGACAAUGGUGGUGGUUCUAUUAACAAUGAUGUAGGUUCUAUUAACAAUGGUGGUGGUUCUAUUAACAAUGGUGGUGGUUCUUUUGACAAUGGUGGUGGUUCUAUUAACAAUGAUGGAGGUUCUAUUAACAAUGGUAGUGGUUCUUUUGACAAUGGUGGUGGUUCUAUUAACAAUGAUGGAGGUUCUAUUAACAAUGGUGGUGGUUCUUUUGACAAUGGUGGUGGUUCUAUUAACAAUGAUGGAGGUUCUAUUAACAAUGGUGGUGGUUCUAUUGACAAUGGUGGUGGUUCUAUUAACAAUGAUGGAGGUUCUAUUAACAAUGGUGGUGGUUCUUUUGACAAUGGUUCUAUUAACAAUGGUGGUGGUUCUUUUGACAAUGGUGGUGGUUCUAUUAACAAUGAUGUAGGUUCUAUUAACAAUGAUGUAGGUUCUAUUAACAAUGGUGGUGGUUCUUUUGACAAUGAUGUAGGUUCUAUUAACAAUGAUGUAGGUUCUAUUAACAAUGGUGGUGGUUCUUUUGACAAUGGUGGUGGUUCUAUUAACAAUGAUGUAGGUUCUAUUAACAAUGGAGUUGGUUCUAUUGACAAUGGUGUUCUAGUGGUGUGGGUUGAUCUUUGGCACGGCUGUCUUGAGACACUGGUACCUGUCUGGCCGCCGCCUCGUCUCCCGGGGUCGCCACCAACACGCUCCUCUGCCGCCGCCACCGCCGCCGCCCGCCACCCGCCGCCGCUACCCCUCGGCGCCUCCUGCUGCUCCUCCUCCUGCUGCUGCUGCUGCACCGAAGAUGAGGGUGAAGUCGGUGGCACGGCGCCUGCCCAGAGGUAUGUAGUCCUCCCUGACUUCCGCAGCGCGCCCGCCGCCGCCCGCAUCUGUGUGGUGGCUGCGGCGGCGACCCACACCUGGCACUCCCGGCACUAA
This is a messenger RNA of Homarus americanus (American lobster), 963 nucleotides long. RefSeq names its product N66 matrix protein-like. The transcript has 3 exons. The record is from RefSeq and is a predicted model, not a curated record. Bases 1 to 963 code for a protein of 320 amino acids. Lineage: Eukaryota; Metazoa; Arthropoda; Malacostraca; Decapoda; Nephropidae.